This is a messenger RNA of Schistocerca nitens (vagrant locust), 2282 nucleotides long. It is a transcript of the gene LIMK1, whose product is annotated as LIM domain kinase 1. Gene Ontology annotation, biological process: protein phosphorylation; actin cytoskeleton organization. Lineage: Eukaryota; Metazoa; Arthropoda; Insecta; Orthoptera; Acrididae. Gene Ontology annotation, molecular function: protein binding; protein serine/threonine kinase activity; ATP binding. The record is from RefSeq and is a predicted model, not a curated record. Gene Ontology annotation, cellular component: nucleus; cytoplasm. The transcript is spliced from 14 exons. The coding region runs from base 11 to 2197 and encodes 728 amino acids.
AUGGAGGAGAAUGGAGGACGGUGCAAAUAAUGAUGAUGCUGGUGACCCAGCAAAUACAGAAAAUUCCAUUUGUGCUGGGUGCCUAAAUGUUCUUGAUGAAGAUGAAGUUAUUCAGGCAUUAAACCAAGAGUGGCAUGUUGAGUGCUUUCGCUGUUCAGCAUGUGAUGCAGCACUCUCCAGUUGGUAUUUUGAGAAAGAUGGGCUGCUAUUUUGCAAGGAUGACUACUAUGCAAAAUAUGUGGAGUCAUGUCAGGAUUGUGGACAGGUGAUUACUGGACCUGUAAUGGUUGCUGGUGAUCACAAAUUUCACCCAGAAUGCUUUUGCUGUACAUCAUGUGGAAGUUUCAUUGGCGAUGGAGAGUCAUAUGCACUUGUGGAGCGCUCCAAGCUCUAUUGUGGUCAGUGCUACAAACGCCAGAUGCAACCUCUUACAAAGACUGUUGGUGGUAUGUCAAAUGCACGAAAACCGCAUUCGAUACGCCUGGUAGAGAUACCACCUUUGAAUGAUGGACAGCGAAGUAUUAAACUUAGUGCAGAAGGAGGUCGUGGUAUUCCAGUUGUUCAUUCUGAACCAUAUGGAUGCCGUGGAUUACGGAUCUCAGAGAUACUGAGUAUAGUUCAUGGCAAAGUUGGCAAGUUGGCUGUAUCACUUCUUGAGGCAGCCUUUAGAUUAUGCUGCCAUCUAUCACGUUAUAGGCUGGACAUGAGCAGUGAUUUGAUGUCCCUUCACAUUGGAGAUAGAAUAUUGGAAGUAAAUGGAACUCCAGUGAAGGACCAGCCAAUUGAAAAUAUAGAAAACCUGAUUCGUUAUUCAGACACUGUGCUCCAGCUGACAAUAGAACAUGACCCAGAUGCUUCUUGCCGACGCCGUCAAAGUGUAGCUGCCUCACCACCUUCUUCACGUCCUCCAGAUGGACGCCUUUACAGACGUAAAGAUGAGGGUUACAUGAGUGGAUCCAGAUCUCGUGCACUGCGGCGUAGCCGGGGGAGUGGUGGUAGCAGUAGCAAGGAACGAUCCUCAUCAAUGUCAAGACUGCUUGAAGGUUCACCACCGUCUGGCCGUGAAAGCUGUGAUCUGUCACGAACUCGAUCAUUUCGUGUGGAACCCAAAAGUCAGCGUAUUUUUCGUGCCUCUGACUUAGUGAAGGGUGAAUUAUUGGGGAAAGGAUUCUUUGGCCAAGUGUACAAAGUUACCCACCGUGCAACAAAUGAAGUCAUGGUACUGAAAGAAUUGUACAGAGUGGAUGAAGAUGCACAGAAGAAUUUUCUCAAAGAGGUGGCGGUACUUCGUAGUCUGCAUCAUCAUAAUGUGCUGCGCUUCAUUGGAGUAUUGUACAAAGACAAGCGUUUGCACCUGGUCACUGAGUUCAUCUCAGGGGGCACGCUAAGAGAGCUAUUGCAUGACAUAUCUGAACCAUUACCAUGGGAACAGAGAGCAUCAUUUGCAAAGGACAUUGCUGCUGGCAUGGCGUACUUGCAUUCCAUGAACAUCAUCCACCGUGACUUAAACUCUCACAACUGCCUUGUUAGAGAGGACAAAACGGUUGUUGUGGCUGAUUUUGGGCUAGCACGUAUAAUCUCCCAGAAUCCUGUGGGUGUGAGUGCUGCAGAUCGAAGGCGUUAUGGAAAACGAGGAACUGGUCCAGGAAGCAGACGCUGUGAAAGGAAAAAACGUUACACAGUUGUAGGAAACCCUUACUGGAUGGCACCAGAAAUGAUGAAGGGCAACAAAUAUGAUGAAAAAGUUGAUAUAUUUUCCUUUGGGAUUGUGCUAUGUGAGAUAAUUGGUAGAGUUCAUGCUGAUCCAGACUACUUGCCACGCUCAUCAGACUUUGGCCUGAAUCAAAAGGUGUUCCGUGAGAAGUUCUGCUGCAGUUGCCCUGAGCCUUUCUAUCGGGUAGCCUUCCUUUGCUGUGAUCUCAACCCAGAUAAAAGGCCUCCAUUUGAGGUUAUGGAGGUUUGGUUGGAAGGACUAGCAAUGCACCUUUCAGUAGAUAAACCACUGCCAAAGGAUCUAGAGUUCGAUAUAUUUAAUUAUACGGGUCGGAGUCCUAGCUCGUCUGAGUCAACAACACCGGAAGCACUGACCCCAUCAGCAAAUCAGCCUCCACUUCAACCCAUAGAGGAGGGCCGUUGCCAGAUACCGCUUCCAACACCAGUGCGCUCACCUUCACCUGUAGAGAGUACAGCAUUGUGAGGGGCAGUUCUACGUUAUUGCCUGAAUCCGAUACAGUAUUCUCACUCUGUGUUUGUCUAAGUGGUGCAUUUUUUCCCUGCCGUAA